AUGGCAUACUCUGAGAAGGAGCCGAUUGAUGGCGUUACUCACCUAGAGACGAAGAAUGAACCACAAAUAUUCCAUGGCAAGACCAACGAGGUCUACUCAGUGGCCUUGACAGAUGCUGUUGUCAAGGACAAUCAGUCGAUGCUAAGCAGGAACAUGAUAAAGCUGUACUUUAUCAUGGUCCUAGUAACGUUGACAAGCUGUAUGAACGGCUACGACGGCUCCGUCAUGAGCUCUUUGAACGCCAUGGAGCCUUUCCAUACCUAUUUUGGCAUCUCCAUGGAAGGAUCGAGCAUUGGAGCAGUCACUGCGCUAUACAGUGUUGGAAAUAUUGUUGGCUGCAUGUUUGCUAGUCCCGCCUCUGAUCUUAUGGGCCGUCGAUUCGGAAUGUCAAGUGGAUGCACCGUUAUUGUUAUUGGAACGAUCAUCCAGGCCACUACCAAAACUAUUGGUGGAUUCAUGGGCGGACGACUUUUGGUUGGAUUGGGAGUCACUCUGGUCACCACAUCAGCUCCUAUAUAUCUCAUCGAAAUUGCUUACCCGACAUGGCGAGGUAUUGGUAGUGGUCUUUUCAACGUGUGCAGUUGGUACAUCGGAUCCAUGACAGCCUCUUGGACCACGUAUGGUACUGGUUUCAUGACUUCGGAUUGGAGUUGGCGUAUCCCCGUUAUCAUCCAAGCCAUUCCCGCAGCUAUAGCAAUGGGUUUGGUGUGGCUCAUUCCCGAAAGUCCGCGUUGGCUGAUUAUGCGUCAACGCUCAGAAGAAGCACGAAAUAUAUUAAUAAAGUACCAUGGCAAUGGACGGGAGGACUCCGCCGUCGUUCAAUUAGAGUACGACGAGAUCCAUGCUCAGAUAGCAUACACCCGGGAGUUGGCGAGCGGACAAAAGUGGUACGACUACCGCAUUAUCGUCAACUCCCAUGAGGUUCGGUAUCGUAUGUUUCUCGUGCUACUGGUCACAUUUUUCAGUCAAUUUAUUGGUGKCUCUAUAAGCUAUUAUAUGCCCGUUGUCUACGAAAAUCUGGGAAUAACUAGCUCCAGCAAGCAACUGCUAUUAAAUGCACUCAACACCGUUGUUGGUUUUGUCUUUGGUCUCGCUGGCUCCUGGACUGUGGAAAGCUUUGGUCGCCGUAACUUGUUUCUCUGGGGCACAUUUAUGACUGGGCUUUGCUAUCUUGUGAUGAACGUUUUUGCAUCCUUGGCCAAUGGCCAUAUCAGCAACUCCAUGGGCUACGGUUUCAUCUUUAUGAGUUUCUUGUAUGGAGCAAUCUUCUCUUUUUGCUGGACACCACUACAGGCCUUGUAUCCGACCGAAGUUCUCCGCAAUGAUGUCCGUGUGAAAGGUAUGGCUGCUCAAGGUGUACUCUCCGGCCUCGGCUCGUUCAUCAACAUGUACGCGACUCCAGUGGCGCUGCAAAACAUUGGCUGGAAGACUUACACUAUUUUCCUGGUCAUCCACUUUGUGGAAUGGGCAUUCAUGUACUUCUUCCUUGUGGAAACAAAAGGCCGUUCGCUUGAGGAGCUAGAUGAGAUCUUUACUGACCCUAAGCCAGUCAAGCGGUCACUGCAGAAGAAGAAGGUCAUUGUGGAGGGCGGAAUAGGAGUUAUGUCAAAAGCGGAGGACUGUUGA
Messenger RNA from Talaromyces amestolkiae, 1626 nucleotides. RefSeq lists its product as uncharacterized. The record is from RefSeq and is a predicted model, not a curated record. Gene Ontology annotation, cellular component: membrane. The coding region runs from base 1 to 1626 and encodes 541 amino acids. Gene Ontology annotation, molecular function: carbohydrate:proton symporter activity. NCBI's taxonomy places the organism in Eukaryota, Fungi, Ascomycota, Eurotiomycetes, Eurotiales, Trichocomaceae. The transcript is spliced from 2 exons. Gene Ontology annotation, biological process: carbohydrate transport; transmembrane transport.